Struthio camelus australis is the source of this 5155-nucleotide messenger RNA. RefSeq names its product kelch like family member 8 (gene KLHL8). Gene Ontology annotation, molecular function: protein binding. The record is from RefSeq and is a predicted model, not a curated record. NCBI's taxonomy places the organism in Eukaryota, Metazoa, Chordata, Aves, Struthioniformes, Struthionidae.
AGAUAGUACUUAGGUAAAAUAACUCACUAAAUGUUAACAAGCUAAAACAACAACAGCUGUUUUCUAUACUGCUUUGAUUACUUGUAAGGAGGUAAAGCUGCACAAGAUUCAACCCUGUUCAUAUUAAGCAAUUGGGCUAAGGCUUUUGAAUUAGUUUAGGCUAAUGUCAGAAGCAGGUCUGCUUUGUUAUAUGCUAAGAUUAUGCUUGUGAUAGUUAUUGUGCAGCAGGGAACCUACAGUGUACCCAUGACCUAGCUCAUUUUACAAAUUGUUAAUGGUUACAUAUGGAGUUCCGUAGCCUGGCAUCCGGUUUUCUAGCUGGCCAUUGAUUUGGAACAAUGAGUCUAAUCACUCUGGUCAUAACAGAAGACACUAAUAUUGCGUAAUUACUGCCAGUAAUUUGCAGCAAUGUAGACUGCUCCCAUGUUAGCCAGUAUUUCAGUUAGCUAGCCCUCAGUGGACUUCAGCAAAUACACAUUGUGGUAAUAAUUCCCCUCAUCAAUAGAUGUAGGUUCUUGGGUUCGGAAGCCUUUUAUCUUGUGUUACCUUUUUUCUCUCCUGCUUUCAAGUAGAUUUUGAAUGAGACGCAGAACAUGAAUGAACCUUUCAACUGUGGGACAAUAGGAAGAAAGUAUUAUCAUAUAGUUUGAGCUGUUUGACUUGACGCUCUGAGUGUCACUUGAGGCUGCAGCCUCGGUCUGGAUGGCCUAGAUGAUGACUGGCAUCUAAGGCAGAGGCCUAAGAAGAUGGGACUAGCUGGUGUAUAGGAAACAGCAUUUGACUAUAGCACCAGGGGUGCUCUGAUAGGUACCAUACCUUGAGUCAGAUAUCCAGGAUAAAGGGCAGCUGACAAAUGGCUUAGAAAUUAUUCUGUACUCAGUUUACGCUUCCCAGGAAGGGCUGGUCUAAACACUGCUGUAGAGACCAUCGGACUACCGUUAUUUUUAAAAAAUAUCCGAUCGCAUCAGAGAAGGCAGUGACAACCCUUCUUGGCAAGGGACAGUUCUGUGUUCUUACAAGUGCAAAAUACGGGUGGCAAUUCGUGUUGCAUUUAGUGCAUCUGUCAUUACAUCAAUUUGCAGUGUUUCUUCUUUUGUGUUCUGCUUUUCCAAUGUUCCCAAAGAUUCCUUGGAUAAAUAAAUCAUUUUAAAAAUAUAUUUUGUGUAUCUGCAAAACAGAAUCCUUAAUUACUCUUCUAGGUAUUCUGGUGGAUUUUGUUCUGAAGAAGUAAACAGAAAUAAAUCAAGCCCAGAUAAACGCUGGUUGGUAUUUUUUGUUGUUAGGCGAAACUGAAUAAAACUGUCGAGCAGUAAUCCCUUAGAACUUAGCGAAUAGUUGCUCUUUGUGGUGCUAUCUGGAAACUGGGGUUAAACCUCAGCAGAAUUUUGUUGAGCAUAUUCAUAUCUGAGAUCAAAGGAAGCAGUGAAAAAAUGGUCUCAGAAUAGGAUUAAGGGAUUUUCAUGCAGUUAUUUCCAAAAUGAGAUUUUGUCCGACUAUAUUUGUCAGGCUCUACAAAAGACCUUUUCCUUCUUUUUUUCUGUUGUCCUUUUCCAAGAAACAACAGUCUUCAUACAUUGUUUGUGUGUCUACAGCAACGAUAUGGGUUUGCUUAUAUAAGAAGAUGAGAGACUUUUGAUGGUGCCAAAUGAAAAUGAAAAGAACUUAACUGCAUUUUUGGACUGACUCCUGAUGGGCUGGAUUUUGUCUUGUUGGGCGUAUUUGAAGAUUCACGCUGUGAAAGAAGAAACAGCCAAUGGCUUCAGAAUCCAUGGUCCCAGAGCAGGCAAAACAGCAUCUGAUAAAGGGAAAAAGGCAGCAGCAGCAGCAAACUAGGUCUUCCAACAGCGAUGGUGAAGACGAAAUCUUCGUAUUUGAAGCAAAUGAGGCUUGGAAGGAUUUUCACAGCUCUCUCCUUCACUUCUUUGAAGCUGGAGAGCUCUGCGACAUUACGCUGAAGGUUGGUUCAAAGCUUAUCUCCUGCCACAAACUGGUGCUAGCUUGUGUUAUACCUUACUUCAGAGCCAUGUUUCUUUCAGAAAUGGCUGAAGCCAAGCAGACGCUGAUUGAGAUCAGGGACUUUGAUGGUGACGCAAUAGAAGAUCUAGUGAAGUUUGCGUACUCCUCCCGACUUACUCUUACAGUUGAUAAUGUCCAGCCUCUCUUGUACGCUGCUUGCAUUCUUCAGGUGGAGCUUGUAGCAAAAGCUUGCUGUGAAUACAUGAAGUUACACUUCCAUCCCUCCAACUGCCUGGCAGUCAGGGCAUUUGCAGAGAGUCACAACCGCAUUGACUUGAUGGACAUGGCUGAUCAGUAUGCUUGUGAACAUUUUGCCGAAGUGGUGGACUGUGAAGACUUUGUGAGCGUGUCACCGCAGCACCUCCAUAAACUCUUGUCCUCCAGUGAUCUGAAUAUAGAAAAUGAAAAGCAAGUUUACAACGCUGCUAUCAAGUGGCUUCUGGCCAACCCACAGCAUCAUGCUAUGUGGCUGGAUGAAAUACUUGCUCAGGUACGACUGCCUCUGUUGCCCAUUUGUUUCCUUAUGGGUGUUGUGGCAAAGGAAGAGAUUGUCAAGCAGAAUCUAAAAUGUAGGGAUUUGCUGGAUGAAGCAAGAAACUACCACCUUCACCUGAGCAGCAGGGCAGUGCCAGACUUUGAAUACUCCAUUCGCACAACACCAAGGAAGCAGACUGCUGGUGUGCUAUUCUGUGUUGGUGGAAGAGGCGGAUCAGGUGACCCAUUUCGCAGCAUUGAAUGUUACUCUAUAAGUAAGAACAACUGGUUCUUCGGCCCUGAAAUGAACAGUAGGAGAAGACACGUCGGUGUGAUCUCUGUGGGAGGUAAAGUCUAUGCAGUAGGUGGACAUGAUGGAAAUGAACACUUAGGAAGCAUGGAAGUAUUUGAUCCGCUCACAAACAAGUGGAUGAUGAAGGCAUCAAUGAACACAAAGAGGAGAGGAAUUGCUCUUGCCUCCCUCGGUGGCCCCAUAUACGCAAUAGGAGGUUUAGAUGACAACACGUGCUUCAGCGAUGUGGAAAGAUAUGACAUUGAAUCCGAUCGAUGGAGUGGAAUAGCCCCAAUGAACACUCCCAGAGGAGGAGUUGGCUCUGUAGCCCUCGUGAACCAUGUUUAUGCUGUGGGUGGCAAUGAUGGCGUAGCAUCUCUUUCCAGUGUGGAAAAAUAUGAUCCCCAUUUGGAUAAGUGGAUAGAAGUGAAAGAGAUGGGUCAGCGAAGAGCUGGCAAUGGUGUCAGUGAGCUCCAUGGCUGCUUGUACGUUGUCGGUGGUUUUGAUGACAACUCUCCACUGAGCUCUGUGGAGCGGUUUGACCCACGCAGUAACAAAUGGGAGUAUGUAGCAGAGCUUACAACUCCAAGGGGUGGAGUUGGCAUAGCAACACUGAUGGGUAAAAUUUUUGCAGUUGGAGGUCAUAAUGGCAACGCAUACCUGAAUACAGUGGAAGCAUUUGAUCCCAUAGUGAAUAGGUGGGAACUUGUCGGCUCUGUGUCGCACUGCAGGGCAGGGGCAGGUGUGGCCGUGUGCUCCUGUCUCAGCAGCCAGAUCCGUGACGUGGGCCAAGGAUCCAGCAACGUUGUUGACUGCAUGUGAACACUGCUGCCUCCUCCAAAUUCCAGAGGAAUAGCAGUAUGGAGGCACUGGAGAGCUGUUUAAGAACAGUGUUUUGUAUGGGAGGUUAUGAAAUAAACACAAAGCAUUUUCUUUGUGAAAAUGUUACUUAUUGCAACAUUAAGGUUUUGGUGGAGUUCUGACAGCUGUGAUACAGAAAAGCCUGUGGAAAUAUGGAAUAGAAGUCUGUCUUAUAGGAGAAAACCCACCAGGGCUGUGGGUGUACUUACUGUAAGCUGUGUACUUACUCCAUUUUUAAGAAGUUGGAAUUUCAAAAUCAUUUCAGGCAGCUGUUGCAGGGACUCAUUAUUGAAUUGUAAACCAGGCACUGGGUGGGAAGAGAGGAGCAGUUGGCACUGCUGAGCCUUACCCAGCAGCCCUAAGUGUUUUCAGAAGGACUAGCGUGCCAUUUAAUUUAACUUAUUUUUCAGAAAUGUAGUCUUAAACAUUUACUAGAUCCAGAAGCGCUUUGAAACACAAAGCCUUUCAAGUUUGAGACGGUAACGACAUCCCUGUUUCCUACGAAGCUAACUGGAGCAGAGAGGUUAACUGCUCACCUCCCAAGGGACUGAGCAUCCACAGCUGCUGCUGGCUGCAAUGGAAACUUUCUUCAGACCGAAGACAGUCCAGAGCUGUCUUUUAAGUACUUUCUAACUUGUUGCAAAGUUGAAAAGAUACUUGACCUGCUUGUGGGACGUAACCACUGAAAUACUGGAAUUCUUCUGUCUAAUGACUCCCUCCAAAAGGGAGGUUUCUCUUGAGAGAUCAAUACUGAAGUAUAAUUUGUAAUACAGUGUAAUUUGUCCUACUUUUAGAUAAUAGCGUGACAAAAUUCAGAGUUCAGCCGUCUCUGAGUUUGCUAGUACCAUUUUUAUAUGAAUUAGAAGUGGCAGUAUUCUCUAAUGACCAAACACAAAUCACCUCUAAAUGCAACUCUAGGAGCUUACGUGUCCAGUUUCAGUAUCCAGCAGCAGCGCAGCGAUAACGGUAGGGCACUGGCUUUUUUCUUUUUUCUAAGACUGUUCAAAAAGAAAGAAUCCAUCCCCAAAACAGUUUAAAUGACUGAAAACUUAUAUAAACCAAAGAGAAUCUGCAGCAAAAAGCAUGGGAAACAAAACAGCACUUACAUUAAAAAUUAAACCCAAAACUUAACUCUGCCCUGGGCAGAGAUACCUUGUUACGCAGUCAGAAACCCUGUAUUCAGGAGCAAGUCCAGCUAGAAAGUCUACCGAUUCCUAUUCCUGAAUCACCUUGAACAGACCAACAACUGACCAAGAAUCUUCUGUGACCAAAGUUUCACAUGACAACGUUUUUCAAGUGACUGGAGAGAGCACAGAAAACUUCUUUGCAUUCAGUACCAGAGAAGAGCUGUGGCUAUACCAGCAUAUAAAGCACAGCAAUGUUUUACUCUUGCAUUACCAUCGUUUAGCUUUUCUGUUUAAAAUUGCUUGCAUGUUGUUGGCACCCGGGGACAAAAUGAAUGAACGGUACUGUAAAUAAUGAAACACUGCAAUAAAACAUUUGUAUUUCAAG